This is a messenger RNA of Haliotis rubra (blacklip abalone), 1718 nucleotides long. Its product is annotated as 2,4-dienoyl-CoA reductase [(3E)-enoyl-CoA-producing], mitochondrial-like. NCBI's taxonomy places the organism in Eukaryota, Metazoa, Mollusca, Gastropoda, Lepetellida, Haliotidae. Bases 218 to 1075 code for a protein of 285 amino acids. The transcript has 9 exons. Gene Ontology annotation, cellular component: mitochondrion. The record is from RefSeq and is a predicted model, not a curated record. Gene Ontology annotation, molecular function: 2,4-dienoyl-CoA reductase (NADPH) activity. Gene Ontology annotation, biological process: fatty acid beta-oxidation.
UGCGGCUCUCGGCUAGCUGUAGGUUGUGCCUCUGCGAUUUGGCAAUUGGGCUGUGGAAUGUUACGCCAAACUCGACCUUUGUACUCUACCCCUAUCAAGCACCCUUUACGGCCCUCACGAUUAGAAACCACCACAGAAGGGUAAAUGCAGGCAUGUUCGCCACAGCAGUUACAAGCCCUUGGAACAUGCAAAACACUUCCCGCCUGUCUCCACUCCUAUGUUGCCUCCAGGUACAUUUGAAGGCAAGACUGCAUUCAUCACAGGUGGAGGAACCGGUCUGGGAAAGGGCAUGGCAUUGUGUUUGUCUCAACUUGGCGCCAGAGUGGCCAUUUCAGGCAGAAAAAUGGAGCCACUGCAACAAACAGCAACAGAAAUAACUGGCAUAACUGGAAAUAAGGUUCUUCCGAUAUCUGCAGAUGUGAGGAGUGAGGAUGCUGUAAAACAAGCCCUGGACAACAUCACAUCUGAGUUUGACCUACCCACGAUCAUUGUCAACAAUGCUGCUGGAAACUUCAUCUCGCCUACGGAGAGAUUAUCAAACAAUGCAUGGAAGACUGUGGUUGAUAUUGUUCUGAAUGGCACAGCCAACGUCACAUUGCAAGCAGGGAAGCGUCUGAUAGAGGCAGGGAAAGGUGCUGCCUUUUUGUCCAUAUCCACCGAUUAUGCAGAGACAGGUUCUGGUUUUGUUGCACCAAGCGCUGCUGCCAAGUCAGGCGUUGAAGCACUCACAAAAUCUCUCGCUGCUGAAUGGGCAAGAUAUGGAUUCAGAUUCAACUGCCUGUCUCCAGGAGCUAUUGAGACAAAGGGAGCAUUCAGUCGCCUUGACCCGACUGGUCAGUUUGUACAGAAGUUUGUGCAUCGUAUCCCUGCUGGACGCCUUGGGCAAGUGCCUGAACUAGCCAACUUGGCUGCAUACCUGGUCAGCGACUAUGCCAGCUGGAUCACUGGACAGGUGGUGAGACUGAAUGGGGGUGAGUACCCGGCCUCGUCAGGGAUGUUCAGCCCGCUGGUACAGGUGACCAAGGAGCAGUGGGACCAGUUGGAAUCCAUGAUCAGAGGGGUGAAAGGAUCCUGAACUGUGCACGGAGGUCCGACACUUCUCACAACAGUCCCUCCAGCUAGCUCAUACUAUAGGGCAUUGAUUGUUUGAUGACCAGGGCAUGGAUUGUUGAUGAUCAGGUCAUUGAUCGUUGAUGACUAGGUCAUUGAUUGUUGAUGACUAGGUCAUUGAUUGUUGAUGACUAGGUCAUUGAUUGUUGAUGACCAGGUCAUUGAUUGUCGAUGAACAGGUCAUUGAUUGUUGAUGACUUGGUUAUCUAUUGUUGAUGACCAGGUCCUUGAUCGUUGAUGACCAGGUCAUUGAUCAUUGAUGACUUGGUUAUUGAUUGUUGAUGACCAGGUCAUCCAGUACCAAUUAAUCAGAAUGGCUGUAUAUGACUGUGUGUUUGAAUGAUUCUUUGCAGAAAUUAAAGAUUUGACCCAAGCAUUUUUGUACAUGAUGAAGGACAUUCAAUGAAUAUAGCCUUGAGAGACUUAAUUGAUGAGUUAGUGAGUGAUUGGAUGUAAACCGCAAGUAACUCAUCUUGUAUUCCAUGACAUUGUGUUACAAAUCUGUUACUUCACUGAUCACUUUGCUGUAUGUUAUGUGAUAUUCCAUACAGACAAUCUGUUUGUGUUGUGUUGUAAGAUUUAGAAAUAAUAAAAUUGUUAUAUUUUCA